AUGGCUAUGUUUUGGUGUGCCUUCAACCUUUUGUUUAAAGGUGUCAAGAACAUAGAGAGAAAAAGAAUCGGAAGGAAAAACUUUCGAAAAAAAAAGAAGCUGAAUAGGAAGAAUAUGAGGAAUGAAGCUGAAGUAAUUUGCAUAAAAGGCAUCGAACAUGAUCAUGAAAGAUGUGGUUGCCUCCACACUGCUCUCCACUGGUUUGUUUGCCACUACAUUCACAAGCUGAGGUGGCAACCCGAUUCAGACACUUUUGAGGUUGAUAUGAUGACUUGGCUUGCCACAUUUACCCCAAAGACACUGAAAUUCUCAGACAUACGUUAUCGAGACACAUAA
Thlaspi arvense is the source of this 336-nucleotide messenger RNA. The record is from the annotation of a GenBank genome assembly. Lineage: Eukaryota; Viridiplantae; Streptophyta; Magnoliopsida; Brassicales; Brassicaceae.